AUGGGCGCCACAUCGCGAGAUUAUCUGCAUGUGAUGUGGCGAAGUCGAAGAGCACCCGAGCUUACUCCGGCCUCGUUUGCACUGCUCUUCACUGUCUUGGAGCAACAUGAAGGUUCUCCUUUCAUGCACCUGACACCAAGAAUGUCGGCACCACCACCACCACCGUCCAGGCUGCUCGGAGUGCCUGGCGAGCUCAGGAAUCGCAUAUACCGCUAUGUCCUGUUGCAAGAAUCGCCAAUCAUCGUGACCGAUACCGGCUUCGACAGGCCUGGUUUGAUGAGCACCUGCAAAGCCGUUCGUACCGAGACCGUCAAGAUCUACUACGAGGAGAAUAAGUUCACGGUCGACAUCAUCAACCUAAGCUCCGAGACCCUCGUCGCUUUCUUGAGAUCAAUAGCACACCUGAAUCGUGCUUCUGAUACUACUCGUGCCCCCUUCAACUUGAUGGUCACCCCGGCCUCCCGCCAUAUUGGGGCGGGUCGAAGCUGGCCCAAUCACCUUGAGACCCUCCGGCGAAUCCAUGCCCGAGAAUUGGGCACGAUGAUUUCCCGCCCGAGCGACGCCUCCACGCAUUCCAAGAGCCCGGUAUAA
Molecule: messenger RNA, 591 nt
Organism: Fulvia fulva
Lineage: Eukaryota; Fungi; Ascomycota; Dothideomycetes; Mycosphaerellales; Mycosphaerellaceae
Exons: 2
Coding region: 1-591 (196 amino acids)
Source: RefSeq, a predicted model, not a curated record